Ailuropoda melanoleuca (giant panda) is the source of this 1052-nucleotide messenger RNA. RefSeq names its product integrin alpha-D. NCBI's taxonomy places the organism in Eukaryota, Metazoa, Chordata, Mammalia, Carnivora, Ursidae. The transcript is spliced from 7 exons. The coding region runs from base 48 to 935 and encodes 295 amino acids. The record is from RefSeq and is a predicted model, not a curated record.
UGUGGGAACCUGGUGGGAAUUGAUUCCUAGGCCAAAAAUGGCCCCUUAUGUCUGUGGAGCAGGAAGGGUUUCUGGGCCCUGGGAGACAGCUGGGACUCACACAGGCAUCUCUGAUUCCUUCCUCCUUCUCUACAGAGUGUCCAAGUCAAGAGAUGGACAUUGUCUUCCUGAUUGACGGUUCCGGUAGCAUUGCCCAAAGUGACUUUCAGCGGAUAAAGGACUUUGUCAGAGCUGUGAUGGGACAGUUUGGAGGCACCAACACCCUGUUCUCCCUGAUACAGUACUCCAAUCACUUAAAGAUUCACUUCACCUUCACCCAAUUCAAGAGCAGCUCGAGCCCUCAGAGCCUGGUGGAUCCCAUCGUCCAACUAAGAGGCCUGACGUUUACAGCCACGGGCAUCCGGACAGUGGUGCAAGAACUAUUUCAUAGUAAGAAUGGGGCCCGUAAAACUGCCAGGAAGAUCCUCAUUGUCAUCACAGAUGGGCAGAAAUACAAAGACCCACUGGAGUACAGUGACGUCAUCCCCCAGGCAGAGAGAGCUGGCAUCGUUCGCUAUGCCAUUGGGGUGGGAGAUGCUUUCCAGAAACUCACUGCCAGGCAGGAGCUGAACACCAUUGGCUCGGCGCCCUCUCAGGACCACGUGUUCAGGGUGGACAACUUUGCAGCACUCAGCAACAUCCAGGAGCAGCUGCAGGAGAAGAUCUUUGCAGUUGAGGGAACCCAGUCGAGGACAAGUAGCUCCUUCCAACAUGAGAUGUCACAAGAAGGCUUCAGUUCAGUACUCACGAUGGAUGGACCAGUUCUGGGGGCUGUGGGGAGCUUCGGCUGGUCCGGAGGUGCCUUCCUAUACCCCCCAAACAAGAGCCCCACUUUCAUCAACAUGUCUCAAGAGAAUGUGGACAUGGAAGGACUCUUACCUGGGUUACUCCACUGAGCUGGCCUUUUGGAAUGGGGCCCAGAGCCUGAUCCUGGGAGCCCCCCGCCAUCAGCAUACUGGGAAGGCUGUCAUCUUCACCCAGACGUCCGGGCAAUGGAGGCCGAAGGCUGAAGU